This is a messenger RNA of Echinops telfairi (small Madagascar hedgehog), 1203 nucleotides long. RefSeq names its product spermatogenesis and oogenesis specific basic helix-loop-helix 1 (gene SOHLH1). Gene Ontology annotation, biological process: spermatogenesis; regulation of DNA-templated transcription. NCBI's taxonomy places the organism in Eukaryota, Metazoa, Chordata, Mammalia, Afrosoricida, Tenrecidae. Gene Ontology annotation, cellular component: nucleus. The transcript has 8 exons. The record is from RefSeq and is a predicted model, not a curated record. The coding region runs from base 6 to 1010 and encodes 334 amino acids. Gene Ontology annotation, molecular function: DNA-binding transcription factor activity, RNA polymerase II-specific; RNA polymerase II cis-regulatory region sequence-specific DNA binding; protein dimerization activity.
AGGUCAUGGCGUCCUGGAUUCCGCAGCGCAGCUCUGGGGCCCCGGGAGCCCCAGCUUCUCUCCCUUGCAGGGGCGCGCCCCCUCCGGGCGUGCGGGCCAGCCGCGAGGCCCCGGGCCUCUCCCGGAACCCCCCAGGGCCGGGCGCUCCGGGGCCGGGCCAUCGGCGGAACGUGCUGUCCGAGCGCGAGCGCAGGAAGCGCAUCUCCAACUGCUGCGAGCAGCUGCGCGCCCUGCUGCCCUGGUUCGCCUGCCGGCGCGAGGACAUGGCGUCGGUGUUGGAGAUGGCUGUGCUCUUCCUGAGGCUGGCGCACACCCUGGUCCCCGCUCCGGGCCAGCACGCCUUGCAGACGCUGGCCCCAGCCCGGGCCGGGGAGGUGCGUCCUCACCGAUGGCAGCCCCGGGCUCUGGUCCCUGCUGAAGACAUGCUGUCCUCGGGGUCAAGCGCUCUCCGCCUGGUCAGGCCCUGGGAGCCCUUGGCGGCCCCUUCAGGGUUGGCCGAGGUGCUGGGUGGGACGUCCACACCUCCUGGUCAGCAGGGGCCCUGUGAGCAAGGACCUGGUGUCACCUCUUCGGCUGAUGAGGACCCAGAGCGGAGCAUCUCCAAGACCCCUGCAGGACCCCUCCCAGAGCCCCCACGCCCACCCUGGACCCCCCCACUGCUGCGCCCAGCUGCUCAGGGAUGGCUGGGAGGAGUGGACACAGCUGAGCUGCCUGUGCUGGAUACCAGGUCUGUGGUGGGACCUGAAAAGGAGGAAGGUAUAGCCCCCCUGCUGGCUGCUAGCCCCGACUGGUGGCCGGGGUCCCUGGAGGGCCGAGGAGGGGGCCUCCCCGCUGGGCUGGACAGAGCCGAGCCGUGCCCUGUGGCGGAGGGGGGCUUCCAGGAGCUGCAGGACAUCCUGCUGGAGCAGUGGGGUCCGGACCUGGGCUGCGCCGGCCUGGCGCUGCGUGAGGAGCCGGACAGCCUGUUCCCUGAGCUCUUCGUCUGCCGGCCCUGGGGCCAGGGUCCCUGAGCGCGGGGCUGCGCAUCCUGGGGCAGAGGGUGGAUGUGCUCCGCUCCCGCUGCUGGGGGUGGAGUGGGGGGGGGGUUGUCAUUAGGGAGGUUUAUGGGCCCACUCAGGCUUCCCACCCAGGGUGUUGUGGGGGCUCCCUGGUGGGCCGGGUGUCCCAGGGGGGCAGUCGCUGGAAUUAAAGGCCUUGCUCAGA